Sabethes cyaneus is the source of this 1299-nucleotide messenger RNA. RefSeq lists its product as uncharacterized. NCBI's taxonomy places the organism in Eukaryota, Metazoa, Arthropoda, Insecta, Diptera, Culicidae. The coding region runs from base 1 to 1299 and encodes 432 amino acids. The record is from RefSeq and is a predicted model, not a curated record. The transcript is spliced from 5 exons.
AUGACUAGGCUUUGUAGUCCGUGGGAUUAUAGUCAGCACGAGGAUUACCCUGUCGAAGAAUACGCACAACUCGUUCAUCCAUUGCUCAUUGACGGCAAAGAAAUGGAUGACAUGCUGAUGCAAUGCAGUAAUAAUAGUGUGUAUGUACUGAACUCCAGCUAUCGAUAUCGGGACUUCGACAUGAUAGAAUUAUUCGGUUCACCAGCCGGUAGAGCUUUAACAGUGAACAAUAAAACAUCUGCCGAGUUGCAUCCAUGCAGUAAAUUGAGUAGCAGUGCCAACAACAUUACUAUUGCUGCUAAAUGUAGUAGUUGUAUUAGCUCAACCAACCAAAACCAUCCCAUCUGCCAUCAGCGAAUUUAUCAUCCAUUGCACAGUUGCAGUUUCAGUGCAACCUGUAAUGUCACAAGUUCAAGUGGCCGUCCAAACGCCGACAAUGGCCAUUUCGUCGAAAAUAGCGAUCUAAUAAAAUACCGUUUACCUGGCGCACAUCCUCAAGGACUUCUCCAUUCUGCACAUAAAUUAACAAACUACAACAAAAGCAGUCGAACAAAUUCGAAGAUUGCCAAAAUAUGGAAGCUGUUCGACGAAGACCGAAUAUGUAAAGGUACAUCAAAGGCCGACAACAAAGACAAUACCAGGAGCUAUAAUAACGACAGCACCAGUGGCCUGAGUGGGAGUGAUAUUUUCAACCAGUAUCAAAACAAGAGUAAUUCCAAUUUGAUCCAACAUGAAGAGAAAACCACGAAAGAUCUGUAUAAUGAAGCUGCACAAUUACUUGGAAUAAAAUGUACUCUUAGCGAUAGCUGUCGAUGCAUCGACUGUCAGAGCCAAUAUUUUGAUUGCGACGACUUUGAUGCCUACUCGGAAUAUUCGGAUAAAUCGUGUGACUUUGAAGAGAAUCCAAUUAUAAAUCAGUCAUGUUACUGCCCUAGUACUAAUAACUACAACAUUGGUCAAAGCCACCAAGAGAACGUUGCGUCCAUUGCCUGUCAGUUGGAGCAGACUGUCAGUAACAGCACAAAUCAAAAUUCUAUUUUGGGAGACAGAAAUCACGCCAAUCGCCUGUACCGACAUCCUGGUGGAGCAAAUGUCAAGUUUACAGAAAAUACAAAACAGGGUGGUAGUGAAAUUGGUUUACAAUUGCUUAAUGAUUCGAUCAACAAUCGAAAUGAGGAAAAAAAUUGCUUUUGCAUUAGAAGAAAAUCAAUUGGGUUGGAACAACAGAUAGACAUGGAUUAUUCAACUGCAAACAACAAACUUAGUCAAAUGAGUGAAAAUUGCGGUGUGAAAACCUGA